Dermochelys coriacea (leatherback sea turtle) is the source of this 642-nucleotide messenger RNA. Its product is annotated as wiskott-Aldrich syndrome protein homolog 1-like. The coding region runs from base 1 to 642 and encodes 213 amino acids. The record is from RefSeq and is a predicted model, not a curated record. The transcript is spliced from 2 exons. Lineage: Eukaryota; Metazoa; Chordata; Testudines; Dermochelyidae.
AUGACCCUUCCUCACAACCCCCCACCUGCCUAUAUUGCCAGGAAAUUCUAUGGUAACCUGCCCUGCCCCGACCCGACCCGCGCUGCCCCGCGGCCAGGCCGGCCGGCGCCCCGCAGCCCCGCCCGGUACCUCUCAGCAGCCGGGCUGGCCGUGCCCAGCGAGCCCCCGCUGCCGCUCGGCAGCCGCCCCCAGGACAUUCCAGAGCGCGCGGGCGAUCCGGACCGGCCCCUCCAUCCAACACCGCCCGCCCCGGCCGCCGCCUCGCGCACACUGACCGCCCUCGGCGGCGGGGCCCCGGGCGGCCCCUCCUCCGGGCGCGCGCGGACCCCGCCCCCACCGCCCAGCGCCGGAGGGCGCGCGCAGGCCACGCCCCUCCCUCCCUCCGCCCGUUCUCAGCCAACGGCCGCUCGGCCCCGCCCGCUCCGCUCGGAACGUACCACCGCUGCGGAUGGGGGUGGGGAGCCGGUGGCCAAGCGCGCGCGCCUCCCCUCACACCCCGCCCUGGCGCUGGGCCGGCACGCGCGGGAGACCCCGCCCGGGGGGUCGCGGGGCUGCCGGACCUUGGGGGGCGGAGAAGCGUCCGGUUGGCGGCCCCACGGCCCUGCCCGGGAGCGCUGCCUCCAGCCCGGCCGCCCCGCGUAG